AGUCUCAGACUCGUGGGAGGAAGCAGUCCCAGCGAGGGGCGUGUUGAAAUCUUCAAUGGAACGCUGUGGGGCACUGUUUGCGAUGACGGUUUCGGUGACACGGAGGCUACGGUGGUUUGCCGGGAGCUAGGGUACGUUAGAGGCGUUGCUGUACAGCAAUGGGGUGGUGGCACCGGUCCCAUCCUCAUGGAUGACGUUGAUUGUGAUGACUCUCCACUGCCGAGCCGGCUGUUUCAGUGUGGUUUUAACGGCUGGGCCAACUGCGACCACUCCGAGGUGAGCUUGCCAUGGUGCCAUGAGUUGCAUACAUUUCUCAGACUCGUGGGCGGAAGCAGUCCCAGCGAGGGCCGUGUUGAAAUCUUCUAUGGAUCUAGUUGGGGCAGUGUCUGCGAUGAUGGUUUCGGUGACACGGAGGCUACGGUGGUUUGCCGGGAGCUAGGCUACGAUACAGGCAUUGCCGUACAAACAUGGGGUGGUGGCACCGGUCCCAUCCUCAUGGAUAACGUUUUUUGUUAUGGCUCUCCACCGCCGAGCCGGCUGUAUCAGUGUCGUUUCAACGGCUGGGGCAUGCAUGACUGUAGCCAUUCUGAGGACGUUGGUGUUCGAUGCUAUGGUAUUCUCAGACUCGUGGGCGGAAGCAGUCCCAGCGAGGGCCGUGUUGAAAUCUUCGAUGGAACGCUGUGGGGCACUGUCUGCGAUGACUACUUCCAUCACACGGAGGCUACGGUGGUUUGCCGGGAGCUAGGGUACGAUACAGGCAUUGCCGUACAAACAUGGGGUGGUGGCAGCGGUCCCAUCCUCAUGGAUAACGUUGAUUGUGAUGACUCUCCACUGCCGAGCCGGCUGUUUCAGUGCAGCUUCAGCGGCUGGGGCAUGCAUGACUGUAGCCAUGCUGAGGUGAGCAUGUAUGGAUGCAAUAUGUAUGAUCCUACAGCUACCCACGACGAACCUUGUCCCACUCAAACAAAUGUGCCUGUUUCUUAUUUGGAUAGACGUCUUUGCCCAGUUGCGUGUGAUGGCAUAGCGACCGAAACGAGAAAUAGAUGCUAUGUUGACGUUAUCCUCAGUUUGCACGCUGAGGUUUAUGGCGGCAGAACCGAUACGCUUGACGACGGGCGGUCCAUAAUCUAUGGUCUGGUCCACUUAUGGGCGAAAGGCGUCCCUGGUUGUUCAAACCGAAUAUUCUUUGUACUCAGUAGAAGUUUUUCGCCCACCUUGUAUUUGGCAACUCUGUUUUCGGUGUGCUCUUUGUAG
Messenger RNA from Volvox carteri f. nagariensis, 1254 nucleotides. RefSeq lists its product as uncharacterized. Gene Ontology annotation, cellular component: membrane. NCBI's taxonomy places the organism in Eukaryota, Viridiplantae, Chlorophyta, Chlorophyceae, Chlamydomonadales, Volvocaceae. The record is from RefSeq and is a predicted model, not a curated record. The transcript has 10 exons. The coding region runs from base 187 to 1254 and encodes 355 amino acids.